AAGACCGCAUGCUAUGGUUGUUCGGAGAAUUCACGAUCUUAAAGUCAUAUGAUCCACAGCAAAUUUAGCAACAAAUAUCUCAAUUGGUAUUUUCCAAAGCCACGAAACGUGCAUUGAGUUUGGAGCGAUAUCUGAAGUGAAGAUUGAAGACGUGAUAGAAGAUGGACGACUACUGCUAUGCUAAGAUGGCGACGUCCGCUAAAAGAGAACAUGAAAGAGAAUCAACUUCCAGCAAAUCACCAACGGAGAUAAAGACGAAAGAUGAAGACGUCCAGCAGCUGAUCUGUAAUCCAGAAGGAGUUUCCCCUCAGUUAGGGGGGAGCUCCACUUUGAAGCAGGAGACUCCACAACCACCCUGCAUUAAAAAGGAAGAGGAGGAACUCUGCAUCACUCAGGAGGGAGAGUGUCUUCUAGGACGAGAGGAAGCUGAUUACACCAAGUUACCACUGAAUAUUAUCUUUGUGAAGACUGAAGAUGAUGAGGAGAAACCACAAGUUGACAACCUCUUAGCUCCACUAUCAGAUAGUGAGGCUGAAGACGAGGUUGAAGAACCUUUGAGCAGCGAUAAAGACUGUGAAGGUGAUAUAAGGACUCACACUGACAACAAACACUCUGAAUGCUCUACACAGAAGAGAGGCAAAACAUGUUUGAGUUGCUCAAUUUGUGGCAAAAGCUUUUCUCGAAAUAUCAAUUUGACUCACCACAUGAGAACACACACAGGUGAAAAACCAUUUAAUUGUUCAGUUUGUGGCAAACGCUUUUCUGUUAAGAGAAAUUUGACUCAACACAUGAGAACACACACAGGUGAAAAACCGUUUAGUUGUUCAAUUUGUGGCAAAAGCUUUGCUGUUAAGAGAAAUUUGACUGAACACAUGAGAACACACACAGGUGAAAAACCAUUUAAGUGUUCAGUUUGUGGCUCAAGCUUUUCUGUUAAGAGGAAUUUGACUCAACACAUGAGAACACACACAGGUGAAAAACCAUUUAGUUGUUCAGUUUGUGGCAAACGCUUUUCUGUUGAGAGAAAUUUGAUUGAACACAUGAGAACACACACAGGUGAAAAACCAUUUAAGUGUUCAGUUUGUGGCAAAAGCUUUUCUGUUAAGAACUUGUUGACUCGACACAUGAGAACACACACAGGUGAAAAACCAUUUAGUUGUUCAGUUUGUGGCAAAAGCUUUUCUCAAAAUAGCCAUGUGACUCAACACAUGAGAACACACACACAGUUGUCCAGUGUGCUGUAAAAGGUUCCCACAUAAUGCAGACGCAGUAAAACACAUAAGAACACACAAGGGAAAAUAACCAGAUAGCUGUUUAUCUUGUGGUAAGUUGCUCAUAUGCAGUGUUGGAACUAAAACGCGUUACUGUAACGCCGUUUUUUUCUGCGGUAACUAGUAGUCUAACGCGUUAUUUUUUAUAUUCAGUAACUCAGUUACCGUUACUACAUGAUGCGUUACUGCGUUAUUUUACGUUAUUUUUUAUGUACAAACCCUGUUUCCAUAUGAGUUGGGAAUUUGUGUUAGAUGUAAAUAUAAACAGAAUACAAUGAUUUGCUAAUCAUUUUCAACCCAUAUUCAGUUGAAAAUGCUACAAAAACAACAUAUUUGAUGUUCAAACUGAUAAAAAAAAAUUAUUUUGCAAAUGAUCAUUAACUUUAGAAUUUGAAGCCAGCAACACGUGACAAAGAAUUUGGGAAAGGUGGCAAUAAAUACUGAUAAAGUUGAGGAAUGCUCAUCAAACACUUAUUUGGAACAUCCCACAGGUGAACAGGCAAAUUGGGAACAGGUGGCUGCCAUGAUUGGGUAUAAAAGUAGAUUCCAUGAAAUGCUCAGUCAUUCACAAACAAGGAUGGGGCGAGGGUCACCACUUUUGCAACAAAUGCGUGAGCAAAUUGUUGAACAGUUUAAGAAAACCCUUUCUCAACCAGUUAUUGCAAGGAA
Molecule: messenger RNA, 1940 nt
Organism: Nerophis lumbriciformis (worm pipefish)
Lineage: Eukaryota; Metazoa; Chordata; Actinopteri; Syngnathiformes; Syngnathidae
Biological process (GO): regulation of transcription by RNA polymerase II
Cellular component (GO): nucleus
Molecular function (GO): DNA-binding transcription factor activity, RNA polymerase II-specific; RNA polymerase II cis-regulatory region sequence-specific DNA binding
Source: RefSeq, a predicted model, not a curated record